Messenger RNA from Dentiscutata erythropus, 158 nucleotides. Lineage: Eukaryota; Fungi; Glomeromycota; Glomeromycetes; Diversisporales; Gigasporaceae. The record is from the annotation of a GenBank genome assembly.
AAGAACAAUUACUGUCUUUUCAUAAACAUCGAGAUAUUAUAAAUAAUAUGCAUUAUAAAAAUAGAGGCGGUGGAACAGGUUUCUCUGCCACUAGCUGGUAUAAUGCUAAAGGCUUUAAUAUAGACUUUACUGCUGGAUGGUGUGAUUAUCAUGAUUGA